Cloeon dipterum is the source of this 1865-nucleotide messenger RNA. RefSeq names its product unconventional prefoldin RPB5 interactor-like. The coding region runs from base 117 to 1685 and encodes 522 amino acids. Lineage: Eukaryota; Metazoa; Arthropoda; Insecta; Ephemeroptera; Baetidae. Gene Ontology annotation, biological process: negative regulation of phosphatase activity; negative regulation of transcription by RNA polymerase II. Gene Ontology annotation, molecular function: phosphatase inhibitor activity; transcription corepressor activity; chromatin binding. The transcript has 9 exons. The record is from RefSeq and is a predicted model, not a curated record.
GCGCGGAUUGUUUUGUUGAUUUUCGCCGAUUUGCAGCUGACCGUCGAAAGCACCAUGCGUCCUCAUCCGCUACUCUGAUAAUUCACCUAAAUUCACGAACGGAACAUCGCAGAAAAAUGGAAGAUUCGCAGAUUUUCAAAGGCGUGCUUGACGGCGACAAGGAAUUCUUGUUCUCCUCUCGCGUCGAGGAGGACCUGGCCGAGGUCAAGCGGGAGUUGAAGCGGCUCGAGGGCGAAAUCGAGAAGUACGAGCGGCUGAUCGCAACCCUGGAUUUGCUUCCGAGGGAGUUGUCGUGGUCGCUGCCGCACAUCGCGCUCACCAAGCACGCCCUGCUGCCCAACGCGGAGCUGACCAACACCAACGAGGUCACCGUCCACAUCGGCGACAACUGGUUCACCAAAUGCUCGGCUCACCACGCUAAGAGCAUCUGCACCCGCAGACAAAACCGAUGUCGAGAAACGAUUUCCACGCUGAAAAAACGAGAGAAAAUGCUGCGUUCGUACCAAAAGGUGUUGUCCAGUAAAGGCAGAAUUGCGGGUGGCCGCGAGACCGUGUCUUCGGACGAAGAGGUAGUGGAGGAGGAGGAUGAGGAUUGUCUUACAGAGGCGUUUUCCGGACACGACAUUCAGGAGUACGUCACCAACGAGCAGUAUUUGGCUGAUAAAGAAAUCCACCGACAAAAGGUGAAAGAACACUACAGAAGAAAAAGGGAACAGCGGGAAAGGGAAGAAACUGAAUCACAAAAGAAAGAAACCUCGGCAGAAGAUAUAAUGCAGCGGCUAGAAGAGCUGGAAUUGGAGGAAGAAAUGUCCGGGGAGCUUCGAACGAUGGACAGGUCUGAGCGGAGCAGUGCGCCGGCCAGAGAAAUUCCGCCAGCAAAGAAGAAAAAGAAAGGCGGAGUGAAGUUUGCCGAGGACGCCGCCGAGCCCAAAGAGGAAAAGAAGGAGGCUCCCAAGGAGGAGAAGGAGGAGCGGCGGAAGGUCAAGCUGGGCUGGAUGUGGAACGACGGCGCCUCCAACUCCGGCAGUUCAGAUGAAGACAGCUCCACCGAGCCGCAAAAUAAGACUGAAGCAGCCAGUAGUUCUCCGCCGAGAAGGCUUUCGUUUGCUCAGCACCUGGAGACCGGCAGCGACGAGACGUCGGUGAUCGAGUUCUGCCACACGCCUGUCGAGCCCUUACCUAGCGCAGCGCCGGCCUCCGCGAAAGCCGCGGUUGCCGAGCUCAAGUCGCCCUCGGACAUCUACUCAACCUUUCAGGAAAUGUUCGCGGCCGCCGCCCCACCAAAUGAAUUGUACGUCGAGCAGGGGAGUUUCCGCAGAAGGUCUAUCCUGAAGCAGCCGACGAAGGAAGUGGACAGUUCCGAGCAGUGGCCGACGCUUUCAUAUCCUUUUUCCUACAUUCAGGGCGACCUGCCGAGCAGCGACAGUGACUACGAGCAAGAAGCCACUGAAAGCGAGCCUGUGGAACGGCCGGAGGUGUUUGGUGACGUAGUGGAAAAAAUUCCCGUUCCCGUUGUUGCGAAAGUGGAAGAGGAGAAAAAAGAGGCAGCAGUAACAAAGACCAAAGCAGCGACGAAAAAAGUGGGAUUCGCGAGUGCGGAAGAGGCUGCGCCCGCGGCCGCUGCCCCGAGUGCCAAGCCGACCAAGAAAAUGAGCCGAUUCAAGUCGUCGCGGAUGAAGAAAUGAAUUGCUGGCCCCGCAUGCUGUGAUAACAAUAACUACUGUUGAACGUCUCAUCUUUUUCAUGUGUCCUUUACUGUUCUUGGAAGCUCCGAGAAGUCCUCAAUUUUCGAUUUUCUACGAAUUAAGUGUCAAGUAAACGAUAUAACAAAUACGAAAUAAAAACGCUGGUCAGUUUAUCAAUGA